GUCCCUUAAUCCCUAGACUAGGGGAGUUCAGGUUUGAUACAUAGCUUUCUGUUCUCCUGCAGAUAUCCUUUUUCAUCCUCAAUUGUUUGGUUCACUGUUACUUAACACCAUCAUUCAUUCAUUGCACAAAUCAUACCAUCCUACGUUGAUGGACUAGACGGUUGGAAUUCGAGAGUGGGCUUCCUUGUCUGCUUGUCUGCUCAUAUUGAUAGUCUCUGAUUCUCUCUUUGACUCCCUCCCCCUCUUCUUUCUCCUCCAUUGAAUAGAUAUUCUGCGUCUUUUAAAACCCAAAAAUGUCCGACUUCAGAAAGCAGCUCCAAACAGGCUGCUACGCCCUCAUCGAAGGCCAUGGCACCGCAUACGGCUACCAACCCUCGCUAGCAGCAGGCAUCGUGUUCCUCGCGCUCUUCGGGCUCUCACUGCUUGCCCACACGGUGCAAAUGACGUGGACGCGGACUUGGUGGUGUGCUGUUUUUUCUGUGGGGUGUCUUACGGAAAUCCUCGGCUGGGUAGGACGCACCUGGUCAGCGCAAUGUCCAUACAACAUGAACGCAUUCCUCAUGCAGAUUUCCACUCUCAUUAUCGCCCCCACAUUCUUCACAGCCGGAAUCUACAUCCUCCUCGGCCAAUUCAUCCACCUCCUCGGCCGGCAAUCCUCCAUCCUCUCACCCAGCCUCUACCUCUGGAUCUUCUGCACCUGCGACGUCAUCUCGCUCAUCGUCCAAGCAAUCGGCGGCGGCAUGGCCUCCGCCGAAACCGGCAAACCCAACGGCAACACCGACCCGGGCACACACAUAAUGGUCGCGGGGAUCGUCUUCCAAAUGUUCUCCAUAACAGUUUUCGUCGCCUGCGCCGCCGAUUUCGUCCGCCGCUGUCUGCGAUACAGGCUGCUGAAGACUGUGUCAGGGAGUCUCGUGCCGCUGUUCGCGGCGAUGAUCUUUUCCGUGCUGUGCAUCUACACGAGGAGUAUAUACCGCACGAUUGAGCUGUCGGAGGGGUGGAGUGGGUAUUUGAUUACCAAUGAGAGGUACUUUGUGGCGCUUGAUGGGGCGAUGAUGGUUGCCGCUGUUGUGGUGUUCAAUGUUUUUCAUCCGGGGAUGUUGAUGCCGAGGGGGAAGGGGAGUGAGGGUGAGAUGAGGAGUGGGGAAUCGAGUUCUUGUGGGUUGAAUGGGGUGGGGAUGGAUCAAUAUUGA
Aspergillus candidus is the source of this 1193-nucleotide messenger RNA. Its product is annotated as RTA1 domain-containing protein. The transcript is spliced from 3 exons. Gene Ontology annotation, cellular component: plasma membrane; fungal-type vacuole. The record is from RefSeq and is a predicted model, not a curated record. NCBI's taxonomy places the organism in Eukaryota, Fungi, Ascomycota, Eurotiomycetes, Eurotiales, Aspergillaceae. The coding region runs from base 294 to 1193 and encodes 299 amino acids.